This is a messenger RNA of Ochlerotatus camptorhynchus, 1143 nucleotides long. Its product is annotated as testicular acid phosphatase homolog. Bases 12 to 1142 code for a protein of 376 amino acids. Gene Ontology annotation, biological process: dephosphorylation. Gene Ontology annotation, molecular function: phosphatase activity. NCBI's taxonomy places the organism in Eukaryota, Metazoa, Arthropoda, Insecta, Diptera, Culicidae. The record is from RefSeq and is a predicted model, not a curated record. The transcript is spliced from 2 exons.
UGCAAGUUUACAUGAACAAAGAUGUGUCCUGUCAACCGAGUGAGGGUGAUUCGCUGAGGAUGAUUUUGACACUGUUUCGUCACGGAGCCCGUAGUCCGGUACAGUCAUUUCCCUCGGAUCCACACGCAGACUAUCCCUGGCUGAAUGGACCUGGAGAAUUGCAACCGCAAGGAUUCGAGCAACUGUACCAACUUGGUCGGAACAUGCGUCGUCGGUACAAAUUUUUCAUUCCCGAGGACACUGCCACGAUGAAAAGAAGCAUUUACGCCGUCAGUAGUUGCGCCCAGCGCUGCAUAGACAGCUCCCAGAGUUUUCUGACGGGAUUCCUGAAGACAUCGAAUGGUUCCGAAAUUCGUCGACAACCCGUUCCGAUACAUGUAAUUCCUCCGGAUCAAGAUACUGUGAGUUUGCAAGAUCAACGAUUGAAUUUCGCCACUAAUUAUCUUUGUUUUCAGUACAUUUUACAAAACAAGACCUGCCAGAAAGUGAAAGUGAUCUCCGCCCAAGAGAAGGCCAACAGCGGCUCAUUCCUGGCGGCAUUGCAUCGGGAGGGAGUGGCAUUACAGGCGCUGAUUUCCGCGGAAGUCGGUGAACCCAUCACUUCCCUCUACGACACGGCAUUGAUUUGCGACAAUUUGGAGAUUUACAAUGGGAUGGGACUGAAGCAACCCGACUGGGCUUAUCAAAUCUUCCCGGACCGGGCUCGGGCAUUCCUGCUGGGAUUCCUACUUAGCUAUUCGGCGACGGCGGAGCUGAAACUCAUUCGGGGUGGGGCAAUUUUGAGUGAAUAUCUGCGAAAAAUGAAGGCAAAACGUGACGGAAAGCUGAAGCAGAAUCGCAGAAUGUUCUUCUAUUCGGGUCACGAUCUGACGCAAGUCAAUCUAUUCAACGCUUUAGGUAUGAAGGAACAGAUACGACGACGGCCGGAACUGGGCUCGGCGGUCGUUUUUGAGCUGCACAAGAGCAAAGACUUCUGGAAGGAUUUAGAAUUGCUCAUGUUUUACUACGAGAAUUCAUCGAUUGAAAACCCCGCGGAGUUGGCGAUUCCAAACUGCGCCGAACCUUGUUCGCUGACUAAGUUCGAACGGACGGUUAAGCCGCUGUUACUUGACGAUUAUGAUGAGAUUUGUUCAACGUGGUAGA